AUGACAACCCGUGGUACUACUAGCCGGCCCCAUGAUCCUGAGCUCGCCGACGAGGAGUACCAGGCCCCAUUUAGUAACCAUAUUCCUGAAGUGAGAGGGCAGAGCGAGGACAGCCAUCAUGCCUCCUCCUUCGUGGAUGCCGGAUCGGUGCGUUCGACUUCAUUAUUUGGUGAGCAAGAGUUGCAAGAAGCAGAGCAAUGGGCAUCCCAAUCCAUGAAGAGUCGUACGGAUAUGAUAGGAAGAUCGGUAAAGAAGCGUCGCGAUAGCCAAGUGGGAAGUUAUGAAGAUCCAAACACGAUAUUCGAUGGCCCUUCAGCGGAAUUUGUGCCCAGCUCCGUCACAAGUAUGCACCACAAUAUGGCUCGACCCAGUCUGCACCCACAUUCUCGCAGGCGCAGUCAGCGUUUUCAUUCGCGCAUCUCGCGGAGUGGGCGUGCUUCCAGCUCGAUACAAUCACACAGCCGUGAAUCACGGGAUCAUUCGCCGUCCAGUGUCCACACUCUCGACUCACAUGGCAACAGUUCUAUUAGUUACCGAAAACGUGCAUAUCCACGACGUGCAUAUCGUGUGAGUGAGGAUGGGGCAAGCUCGUCUGUGCCUGGAUCCUCCAGUUUAAUUGGCUCACUCUUCGCAACAUUCCGUGUUGACCAGGCGGAGGCAGAAGCAGAUGCAAACGCGGACAAUGGAAGAUGGCUUGAUCAAGAAUCGGAUAUGGUUGAUGAAGAAGCAUUAGAUUUGGACGACUAUGACGAUGAAAAUGAAGCGCUGAUUAGUGACGCGAGCGACCGAUCAAGCGCGGAUAGUCAGCCGCACGGUUCGCCACAAAAUCGCUUCAUACCCAAUGUAUUUGGUGUGCCAGAGCCCUUUGUAGACUAUCGGGCAGAAGGCCUUGAAGAUGGCCGUCAAGAUGUGCCGUUUGAUGAUCCGACCAUGCCUCCAAAACCCGUUCAUUUGAUGGACUAUCCGGAGGCAGUAAACGAGGCAAGAGACGGGCAUGUGCACACGGAUGCUGUUGGUAAUACGCAUGCUGAAGGCUAUACUGAGAGCCCGUGGCUUGAUAAGACUUGCCGUACGAAGCAGCAGAUCUAUUUGGCUGAUGAGGACACAUUGAUUCGUAUUUCCGGCUACCGCACAAGACGGGGUCAUUACAUCAUGUACAUGGCGGCAUGCAUUUUUUCUCUUGGCAUUAUUGGAUUGUUGUCCCUGUGGUUUCCGCGUUGGCGUCUGCGUUAUGUGUACCAAGAAGCCGAUUUUGCUGAUGCUGAGUUUGUGGUGGUCGAGAAUCAAUGGGGCGAUAUCAGCAAAGAGGCGUUUAUGUCUGUACCAUUUGCGCGUCCGCUCAAGUCAGUUUUCCCACCCACGUCUCGAGAUCCACCGUGCACGUAUGCUGAAGCACAAAGUAUGCUGCAUGACGAUGUGCCUGACGAGAGCAGCUGCGGCCAUGACGGCGAGGAAAUUGUGGACUUACUCAUGUUUGAGUAUCGUUACACUCGGUUUUUGCUACACCCGCCCACAGGCCGCUUCCGCACAAUUCGCGAGUGGCGCGAUAGCAAGUGGACAUCGACGGACCUGAUGCGUCAAGGGAUCAGUACCGAAUUAGAGCGUGAACGACGAGUAUUUUUCGGCCUGAACGUAAUUGACAUUGCAGAAAAGUCGUCGCUGGAUCUGCUGAUCAGUGAAGUGCUGCAUCCAUUCUACAUCUUCCAGAUCGUGUCCAUUCUUCUGUGGAGUCUGGACGAUUACUACUACUAUGCAUUUUGCAUCGCGACUAUUUCGAUCGGCAGUAUCGUAUCGACACUUUUCGAGACGAAGAAAACGAUUGCGCGCAUGCGAGAAAUGAACCGCUUUGUCUGCAGUGUGCGUGUCUUGCGCGAUAGCCAAUGGCGGUACCUGGACAGCAGCGAUCUGAUGCCCGGCGAUGUAUUUGACGCGGCUGAACAAAGUUUGACCACUGUCCCUGCCGACUGUAUCUUGCUGAGCGGCGAUGCCAUUGUGAAUGAGAGUAUGCUUACGGGAGAAAGUGUGCCGAUCAGUAAGCAGCCUUUAACGGAGCAGCAAGUACCAUCGAUUCAAUCGACUCGCACAGAUCUCGCCAAUCAUUUGGCGAAGCACUUUUUGUUCUCAGGCACCAAGAUUAUUCGCACGCGCCCAGCCAUCGGGAGCUUAGAUCCAGAAGACAUUUCCGCCAAGGCCAUGGUCGUUCGGACUGGCUUUCAUACCACAAAAGGCUCGCUCGUGAGAGGUAUGCUUUUCCCCAAACCCAUGGGGUUCAAGUUUUAUCGUGACUCAUUUCGAUUUAUCGGGUUUCUUGCGGCGAUUGCCUUCGUGGGUCUCUGCUUCAAUACCGCCAAUUUUAUCCAGAUUGGCAUUUCCUGGCGCACCCUUGCCAUUCGCGUGCUCGACCUGGUGACAGUUGUCGUACCUCCAGCGUUGCCUGCCACGAUGAGCAUAGGCACAGCCUUUGCCAUAGCGCGAUUGCGCAAGUUGGGGGUAUUCUGUAUCUCGCCAACACGAGUGAAUAUGGGUGGAAAGGUGAACGUCGUUUGCUUCGACAAGACAGGCACAUUGACAGAGGACGGGCUGGACGUGCUGGGAACGCGCACCGUGGAUGUCCAUAUGGGCCAGUUUAGCGAGCUUCAUCAAACGUCCAACGAACUUCACACAGCUUCGUCUGACCCCUCAGGGCGCCUGUCGCUUUUAUAUGCGUUGGCGACAUGUCACAGCCUAAAAAUUGUGCAUGGGGAGGUGAUUGGCGAUCCGCUCGACGUCAAGAUGUUUGAGUAUACCGACUGGACCAUCGAUGAAGGCGAGGAAACAGAUCUUCGAACUCUUGCUCUUGGCCAGGAUCGCUCGCCAUCCCUGGUGCAAACGGUGGUGCGACCGCGUGACAGCCCACCAUUUGACGCCAACGACACAAUCGGGCAUGCGAAUCAGAAUGUAUUAGAGCUCGGUGUGAUUCGGACGUUUGAAUUUGUGUCAGCCCUGCGGCGAAUGAGUGUGAUUGUCAAGCAGCUGCAUUCAUCGUCUAUGGAGGUCUUUGUGAAGGGCGCUCCGGAAGCACUGAUCGACAUUUGCGACCGCGCGACGCUGCCCCAAGAUUUCGAUGAUCUGCUUGCUUAUUACACCCAUCACGGCUUCCGGGUCAUUGCUUGCGCUGGCAAGUCACUGCCCGGUCUGAGCUGGGUUGAGGCGCAACGCUUGCCACGCGAAAAGGCUGAAAGUGGACUCUCGUUCCUGGGUCUCAUUGUGUUUGAAAACAAGCUGAAGCCGGGCUCCCUACCAGCUGUCGCGACGCUGCGUAAUGCCAACAUCGGCUGCAAAAUGGUCACGGGUGAUAAUCCACGCACGGCUGUCAGUGUCGCUCGCGAGUGUGGUAUACUCGGACAGUCGUCGACUGUGUUUCUUCCAUCUUUUGCCCACGGUUCUCCUGAUGAACCGAACGAUGUGAUCCUGUCGUGGUGCAGCACAGAUGAUGAGUCUAUGAAGCUCAAUCCAGACACAUUGAAGCCUAUUAAUCCUGACCCGAUGCAUAUUGAUUUGGGCGAACACAAUAUUUUGGAGUAUGAGCUAGUCAUCACAGGUGACGUAUUCCGCUGGAUGAUUGACUACGCUCCCAUCGAGAUUGUCCGGCGCAUGCUGAUCAAAGGCACAAUUUUCGCCCGCAUGUCGCCGGAUGAAAAGCACGAUCUGGUCGACAGGCUGCAGGAGCUGGGCUACACGGUCGGCAUGUGUGGUGACGGUGCAAAUGACUGUGGUGCACUCAAAGCCGCGGACAUUGGCAUUUCGCUCUCAGAGGCCGAAGCCAGCGUGGCUGCACCAUUCACAUCGACACGCCCUGACAUUUCAUGCGUGAUUGAGGUCAUCAAAGAGGGCCGCGCAUCACUGGUCACAAGCUUUAGUUGUUUCAAGUACAUGGCAUUGUACAGCUUGAUUCAAUUCACGAGUAUCACGAUCUUGUACAAUCUCGCAAGUUCCCUUGGUGACUUUCAGUUCUUGUUCAUUGACCUCUUUAUUAUCUUGCCUGUCGCCGUGGCCAUGGCUCGGACGUGGCCGUAUCCAACCUUGCACACCAAGCGCCCUACCGCCAACCUCUUGUCGAAAAAGGUGCUCCUGUCCAUGUUGGCACAGGUUAUUCUAUGCUCGGGCUUCCAGGUGUUUGUUUUUUGUCUGACGCGACGACAGCCAUGGUACCGGCCCCCCCAAGUCAAUCCUGACGAGCUGAACGUCGUCAAUGCUGAAAACUCAGCUCUCUUUUUGGUGUCUUCAUUCCAGUACAUUACCGUCGCAGCGGUAUUCAGCGUCGGUCCCCCUUUCCGUCAACCCAUCUACACCAACCCCAUGCUACUCACGUCUCUCACCGUACUCACAUGCAUGUCGAUGUACUUCUUGUUUAUGCGCGGAGGCUUCUUCUUCGAGUUGCUUGGUCUCGUGGAGUUCCCACCCUCUUUCCACUGGAAGCUGUUCGCGAUUGUGGUGGCCAACACUGCUGCCUGCUUUGUGUUCGAGUCGCACCUUAUGGGACCGACACUCAACGUGAUCAAGUUUGUGCAACGCAUGCUAUUCCACCGCGGUCGUAAGCACGAUAAGACUCGCAAACACGGCCAAAAAACAUACAAGGCCGUCCUCAUGUCCCUGAAUGAUCCAUCGGAAGCGUAG
Molecule: messenger RNA, 4656 nt
Organism: Malassezia restricta
Lineage: Eukaryota; Fungi; Basidiomycota; Malasseziomycetes; Malasseziales; Malasseziaceae
Product: cation-transporting P-type ATPase 13A3/4/5
Exons: 1
Coding region: 1-4656 (1551 amino acids)
Biological process (GO): intracellular calcium ion homeostasis
Cellular component (GO): membrane
Molecular function (GO): P-type ion transporter activity; ATP hydrolysis activity; ATPase-coupled monoatomic cation transmembrane transporter activity
Source: RefSeq, a predicted model, not a curated record